AUGUCCGAAGAAAAAAGUCAAAAUGAUGAAUCGUCGAAUUUCAAAGAAAUAUUUAAUUUAACAAAUCAAACUAUUAAUCAAUUACAAACGGAUUAUGAUCAAUAUCGGGAUAACCAACAGUUAUUGAUAGAUUAUAUGAAGCUUAAGGUCAAUAUGAAACCAAGACGUGAAGGUGAACAACAACCAUUACCUGAAGAUUCAAUAUUAGUCAAUACAAAUAUUGAAAAGUUGGAAGAUCAAGCAAAUGCAUUAAAUCUUUCGAUCAAAUAUGGAUUUAACAUUUUAUGUGAUCUUCAAGCUGAAUUAAAGACAAUUUUCGAAAAGGAUCAAUCAAAAACUACAUACAUUCCAACAGGUUCAGAUGCUCCAGCACAUUCAAAUUUUCCAACAAAUGAAAAUGCUCCAACAACUACAGAUGGUCGUUGA
Messenger RNA from Rotaria sordida, 426 nucleotides. The record is from the annotation of a GenBank genome assembly. Lineage: Eukaryota; Metazoa; Rotifera; Eurotatoria; Philodinida; Philodinidae.